AUGCCGCCUCGCAAGAAGAAUGCGGCGAUCAAGUCGAGCGGGGCGACGUCGUCCAAGGCGGCGCCGCUGCCCGACUGGGUCAAGGGCGGCGGGGCCAAGCCGCCGCCGCCUACAGGCACGAACAAGGAUGGGACGGCGCAGCUGUUUCCCCCGCGGUACAAGACCCCCCUGAACCUCAUGUAUGAGCGCAUCCAGAAGCUGCCAGGCUGGCUCAAGCCCGAGGUCGAGCCGGUGCACCGCAAGGACGGGUAUACGUGUGUGAUUACGCUGCGCAAGGAGAACAAGCAGGACCGCUCGAAUCCCCAUACGGUGCGCAUGGAGCCGAAAGAGCCGGGCGCGCGGCUCCAGUGCGAGACGAGUCUGCACGCGAAGCACUGGGGCGCGACGUACGUCCUGUUCCGCCUCUUCAACCAGCUCGGCCUGCACCGCGUGCUCCCGCCGGGCCCACGCGAGUACUGGCUGGAGCUCGAGCAGGUCAAGGCGCAGGCGCCCGAGAGCGAUAGCUGGAAGUGGGCGUCGGAUCCGUUCGAGGCCAUCGCGAAGCGCGACGCCGAGGCGGCCGCGCGCGAAAAGGCGCGGGCCGCGCGCGAGGCCGCGAAGAGCGAGCCUGCGGCGCCGCCGCUCAGCAAGGCGUGGCAGCGGGCGCCCGAGGUGCGUAUGGCGCCGGCCCUGCGCGAGCUCGUCGAGUCGACGAUCCGCGCGCGCCUCAGCGACGCCGUCGCGUCGGACGUCGACGCGCUCGACCGCGGCGUGCAGCACAUGGCCGUCGAUACGCCCGCGCUCGAGCGCGAGCUCCUGCGCCUCGGCGUGCGCGCCGCGUAUGUGCGCCGGGUGCUGGCGUGGCUCGAGGAGGCGCGCGCCCAGUACGCGUCGCCCGACGCCCUCGAGCAGCUGCGCGCGGCGCACCCGCUCCUCGCAUCGAUCCUCGCGCUGCCGAACCGCGAGGCGGCGAUCGAGUACAUGGUCCUGUUCACGCCCGAGCAGGACCUGCCGCCGAAGCUGCGACCGACCGCGUCGUCCGACUCGUUUGUCACCGGCGCCGCGAGCGGCGGCGUCUCGCAGGAGGGCCUCGUCGACCGGUGGACGAUCGACAAGCUCUCGCGCUGCGCGGGCUUCCCGCGCGAGAAUGUCGCGCGCGCGCUCGACAUGGUGCGCAGCGCCGGCGUCCGCGAGCCCCAGGCGGCUCGCGAGGGCGCCGUGCUCGAUGUCCUGCUGCACGAGCUCGCCGGCGACGCGCGGGCGCCUGUCCUGUCGCUCUGUGCGGGCGACGAGGCCGUCGCGCAGAAGCGCGACGACGAGCGCACGAUGCUCGCCGCGUGCCUCGGCGACGACGUGGUGCGCCGCGUGCCGGAGAACGAUGCGAUCGACGCAUCCGACUACGACAUCUACCUCGGCACGUACGACAAGGAAGACGUGGCGCUGCGUGUGUCGCUGCAUGCGGCCUCGCACUAUCUCUCCGCGCCGGGCGCCUGGCCCAGCAUGUACGUGACGAGCACGACGCUCCCGUCGUUCCUGCGCCUCGCGCUGACGCGGCAUGUGCUGCAGUGCCUCGCGCAGCGCGCGGACCUCAGCGACGCGCUCGCGGCGAACGAGGGCGGCGUCCUGUUCCUCGUGUGCGAGGAGCUAAAGGCGUGCAUCCCCGCGGUCCUGCACGACCCGCCGGCGCUCUCCGACGUCAUGGAGCACCUCGUCGACCUCGCACCGAACACGGCCGCGCGCGCGAUCCAGCAGACCGAGCGCACGCGCGCGGCGCGCCCGUCGGUA
Messenger RNA from Malassezia sympodialis ATCC 42132, 1764 nucleotides. Lineage: Eukaryota; Fungi; Basidiomycota; Malasseziomycetes; Malasseziales; Malasseziaceae. The record is from the annotation of a RefSeq genome assembly.